AUGGAAGAAUCUGAUAGCGAGGAUGAAGAUAUCAACGAUACCGCCCCAGAUGCUGAACCUACGAUCAUCAAAACAGAGCCUCGAGAAUCACCACCAUUGAUCCACCAACCCACUUCCGUGUCAGUAGCAGAUUUGGACAACUUUGGCGACUUUGAGGCGACUGACGACUUUGAAGAUGAUGUNUUUGAUGAGGGCGAGGAAUAUGUUGAGAGGUUGUGGAUGGAGCAAGAGCAGAUCAAACUCGAGAACGGCGAAGAUGACAGUUUUCAAGACGACCCAAUCGAGACUUCGGAAGCAGAUGCCCCGACAUGUCCCAUCUGCAGCGUCAGUCUAGCUGGCGUAGCAGAGUCAGAUGCAGGCGUACACGUCAACAACUGUCUCGAUGGAAAUCCGACUCCCUUGCCCGUGAAGAAAGAAAAGCCACCGCCGGUCACCAUCUCAUCAGCACAUUUCAAGAAGCCCGCCCGCCCAGCAAAACCCGCUCAGUCGCAACCACUUGGAAGUGGUGCUUCAAGUUCCGCCUUCUCAAAACUCAUGACUAGUCGAUCAGAAGACAUGGCUUGGGCCAAUGCUGCCGCUGCUGAAAAUGCUUCUCGUGGAAAACCAAGCUAUACCCGCACAUGUCCAUUCUACAAGAUCUUACCUGGUACCAACAUUGCUGUCGAUGCUUUCCGAUAUGGCGCUGUCGCUGGUUGCAAUGCCUACUUCUUGAGUCACUUUCACAGCGACCACUACGUCGGCCUGACGAGUACUUGGUCACAUGGUCCCAUCUACUGCAGCAAGGUCACAGCCAAUCUGGUCAAGCAACAAUUGCGAGUCAACCCAGAGUACGUGAUCGCCUUAGACUGGGAGGUACCGACAGAAGUCCCAGGUACGCCGGGUGUAACGGUGACCAUGAUAUCAGCGAACCACUGUCCCGGCUCAUCACUGUAUUUGUUCGAGAAGCCGUUGAGCAAAGGACCAGAACUCAAGCUGCAACGGAUCCUACAUUGUGGUGACUUCAGAGCAUGUCGUAUGCAUCUUGAGCACCCUUUGCUUCGACCAGAUGUCCAAGAUCACAUUACCGGGAANAACAAAGAGCAGAAGAUCGAUGUCUGCUAUCUCGACACCACCUACCUGAACCCCAAAUACGCCUUUCCUGACCAAGAAGAUGUCAUCAAGGCAUGCGCGGACAUGUGCGUCAGAUACAACGAUGAUCCUCUAGUGCUCGAUACCCUCAAAUCUGAGAGUGCAGGCAUGGCAAGCUUCGUCCGCAAAGACUCGCAACCGUCUCUUAAACAAGAAGAUUCGGAUGUCCAUAUCAAGCAAGAACACUCGGAAUCGACAGAACUCAAACUCCACAACAACGGCAAAUUGACCAGCACAAAAGCUGCACGAUUACUGGUCGUCGUAGGCACCUACUCAAUCGGCAAAGAGCGCAUCUGUAUCGGCAUAGCCAAAGCCCUGAAGUCGAAAAUUUAUGCCCCAGCAGGCAAACAACGCAUCUGCCGCGCCCUUGAAGAUCCAGAACUAUCUGCUUUGCUCACUACAGACCCGCGCGAAGCCCAAGUGCACAUGACACCAAUCUUCGAGAUCCGUGCCGAUACACUAGACGAUUACCGCCAAGGCUACGCCGACCACUUUGACCGCUGCAUCGGUUUCCGUCCUUCAGGCUGGAACUACAAACCACCCUCUUCGCGUCUCGAAACCCCUAAUGUUGCCAAUAUCCUCUAUUCUACAUCUUGGAAAUCUUCUUACUCGAUCAAAGAUCUGUCUCCGCAACGAGGCUCUACUAAUCGUGCUAAAUGCUUUGGAGUUCCGUAUUCCGAACACAGCAGUUUUAGAGAGUUGAGUAUGUUCUGCACGGCACUGAGGAUUGAGAAGAUUAUUCCUACGGUUAAUGUGGGGAGUGCUAAGGGAAGAGAGAGGAUGAAGGGAUGGGCGGAUAGGUGGAUUGCUCAUCGAGAAAAGAAUGGAUGUUUUGAGGUCAAGGAUUGGUGA
Molecule: messenger RNA, 1980 nt
Organism: Aureobasidium musti
Lineage: Eukaryota; Fungi; Ascomycota; Dothideomycetes; Dothideales; Saccotheciaceae
Source: the annotation of a GenBank genome assembly